This is a messenger RNA of Ichthyophthirius multifiliis, 1392 nucleotides long. Its product is annotated as protein kinase domain protein. The transcript has 9 exons. Lineage: Eukaryota; Ciliophora; Oligohymenophorea; Hymenostomatida. Gene Ontology annotation, molecular function: protein serine/threonine kinase activity; ATP binding. Gene Ontology annotation, biological process: peptidyl-serine phosphorylation; intracellular signal transduction. The record is from RefSeq and is a predicted model, not a curated record.
AUGAAAUUAGUAAAAAAAAAAAAUUACUUUUACAUAAAAAUAUUUUAAACAAAUAUAUUGUUUUUUUUUUUUUUUUUGAUUAAAAUUAUUUUUUUUACAAACAAAAAUGUUAAUAUUGAAGUGCUUUCACCCAAAUAACUUUUCCUUUAUAAUAGUAAUUGGUAGAGGUGGAUUUGGAAAGGUUAUUUAGUUUUAAAAAAUAAAAUAUAUAUAAUAAAUUAAAUAAAGGUAUGGAAAGUGGAAUAUUUAAAAAAUAAAUAGUUUUAUGCACUAAAAGAAAUGCAAAAAGCAAAGGUUAUAAACAAGAAAAGUGUAAAUUCAGUAAUGAACGAAAGAUAGCUUCUUUCAGGUUUAUCUCAUCCUUUUCUAAUAAAUAUGUUAUAUGCAUUCUAAGACCGUUAAAGCUUAUAUUUAGUAAUGGAUUUAUUAACUGGAGGUGAUCUAAGAUAUCAUAUUUCAAGUCGUAGAAAAUUUACAGAACAAUAAACAAAAUUCUUUACUGCCUGUAUAAUUAUAGGAUUAGAAUAUUUGCAUUCUAACGGAAUAAUUCAUAGAGAUAUAAAACCCGAAAAUAUAGUUUUUGAUUCUAUGGGUUAUUUAAGAAUUACUGAUCUUGGAAUCGCUAGAAUAUGGAAACCUGAUAAUUCUUAAGAUACAAGUGGUACUCCAGGUUAUAUGGCUCCUGAAGUUAUGUGUCGAUAAAAUCAUGGAGUUGCUGUUGAUUAUUAUGCUUUAGGAAUUAUUGUUUAUGAAUGUAUGAUAGGAAAAAGACCUUAUGUGGGCAAAUCAAGAUAAGAAAUAAGAGAUUAAAUUUUAGCAAAAUAAGUUUAAUUAAAAAAAUCUGACGUUCCAGAAGGAUGGACUUUAGAAGCAGCAGAUUUUGCAAAUAGACUUAUAUAAAGAAAGCCAGCUAAUAGAUUAGGCUUAAAUGGACCCUAAGAAGUAAAAAAUCAUCCUUGGUUUAAAGGAUUUCCUUGGUAAAAACUUUUAGAUAAAUAAUUAACACCUCAAUUUAUUCCAAAUAUUGAUUAAUAAAAUUUUAUAUCAGAUAAUAGAAACGAUUCCAUAGAUGAAAAUUGCUAAUAAACUUAAAUUUUAUUAAGAAGAAAUUCUAUAUAAGUUUUUUGGAUACUAAUAUGAUAUUUAAUAAAAUUUAGUUAAUAAAUAAUUUAAUAAUAAUAACUCGAAUAUUAGUACAAGAUUUAAUAAUACUACUAGAGCUUAAACAGAAGCUAAAAAUAAUAAUCAUAUAAGAUAAUAAUCUUUACAACUUUAAUAAAAUGGGGCUAUUUAAAAAAUAAUAAAUUAAUAACAAAAUCAGGCUUAUUAAAAAAUGGGAUAAUCUUAGGCUACAACAAAAUAAACUUAAUGAAAAUAAUGAAAUUUUUUAUA